AUGAUAUAUUUAUAUAUUUUAACGUCUUUUAUCCCCAUUUUGUUUAAUAAUUUGCGCCAUUAAGUGCGAGCUCUUAGCUGCUAGCUUUAGCCGCGUAGCCAAGCUAACUACAAGCUGCAACGGAUUAAAGCUGUGUUGCAGCCGUAAUAAGGCUGUGAAAAUGGAUACAAGAGCCUUAAGGAAUCCAUAUCCUGACUAUGAUGGGAAUCCUGCGUUCACACAGGCGUUGUUUGACUUCCAGGGAAAGAUCACACCAGAGUUUGCCCAGAGGCUGAGCAGCAAGGUCAGCGAGCUUUUAGCUGUCAUGGAAAAUGGACUAAAGUCUGCUGAUCCAAGAGACUGCACUGCAUACACAGGCUGGGCAGGCAUCGCUUUGCUCUACUUGCACCUCCACGGCGUGUUUAAAGAGGACUCCUUCCUCCAGAAAGCACUGGAAUAUGUCAGCCGCAGCCUGAAGUGUUUGACCCGUCGCCAUGACGUCACCUUCCUGUGUGGGGAUGCAGGGCCGCUGGCUGUAGCCGCCGUGGUCUACUAUCGCAUUCAGAGGAUGCAAGAGGCUGAUGAGUGCAUCAACAGACUGAUGCAGUAUCACCAGACAGUGGUAAUCGGUUCAGGGGGGCUGCCAGAUGAGAUGCUUUAUGGGCGAGUAGGCUACCUGUACUCCCUUGUCUUUAUCAACCAGCAGCUGGGGCAAGACAGGAUCCCGCUGCAGUACAUCCAGCAGAUCAGCGAGGCCGUGCUGGCAUCGGGCGAGCACCUCAGCAGGAAGUUCCGCCUCCAAAACCAGAGCCCCUUGAUGUACGAGUGGUACCAGGAGCAGUAUGUGGGUGCUGCCCACGGCCUGGCUGGCAUCUACUAUUUCCUCAUGCAGCCUGGCUUUGUUUCAGUGGAGGAGCUCGUUCACAGGCUGGUGAAGCCCAGCGUCGAUCACGUCUGCCGCCUCAAGUUCCCCUCAGGGAACUACCCUCCCUGCAUCGGGGACGAUCGGGACCUGCUGGUGCACUGGUGCCACGGAUCUCCGGGGGUUAUUUACAUGCUCCUACAGGCAUAUAAGGCUUUUGGUAUCCCGCAGUACCUGGAGGACGCUCUGCAGUGUGGGGAGGUGGUAUGGAGGUGGGGUCUGUUAAAAAAGGGCUAUGGGCUGUGCCACGGCGUAGCUGGUAACGCCUACACCUUCUUGGCUCUCUACCGGCAAACGCAGGACCCAAAGCAGCUGUACAGAGCCUGCAUGUUUGCAGACUGGUGUAUGAACUACGGCAGGCAUGGAUGCCGGACACCAGACACACCCUUCUCUCUUUUUGAAGGUAUGGCUGGCACCAUCUAUUUCUUAGCAGACCUUCUGCAACCGUUGAGAGCAAGGUUCCCAGCGUUUGAAGUGUAGAAGUUGUCCACAAGUAGUCUCCCUCACCCACGCUGCAGAUCAUCUAACAAGAAGAAGGCUCACACUGCUCUCUGACCGAUGCAUGCAUGGGCACACUGCAUUAAUGUUAAAAAAAACUCCUGCUUUUCCUCUCUGCAAGCGUCCCAUCUUGUUAACAAAAGGAUCCCUCAGCUUGUUUCAUCAGGUGUGCAGAUUGAGAGCUUCUGUAGCUUCCUGUUAACUUUUUUGUGUUUGUGAUGAUUUUAAUCUUGUCAGACAAAUUGAGAUGGGAUGGAAAUAUGGAAAAAGAGACGAUGCAUUUUGGUACAUUUAUGUUAACUCAAAGUUUAAUCCGGGGCUUUAAAAAAAGUACGAACUGUGUUAUGUGAUUCUGGCUUAACCCUGCAACUUUCAAUGCAAAGGCUGUUGCAAUAAACUUUCUAAAUCCA
Melanotaenia boesemani (Boeseman's rainbowfish) is the source of this 1809-nucleotide messenger RNA. It is a transcript of the gene lancl1, whose product is annotated as LanC antibiotic synthetase component C-like 1 (bacterial). The record is from RefSeq and is a predicted model, not a curated record. Gene Ontology annotation, cellular component: plasma membrane. NCBI's taxonomy places the organism in Eukaryota, Metazoa, Chordata, Actinopteri, Atheriniformes, Melanotaeniidae. Bases 161 to 1381 code for a protein of 406 amino acids. The transcript is spliced from 10 exons. Gene Ontology annotation, biological process: carbohydrate metabolic process; peptide modification.